Molecule: messenger RNA, 1037 nt
Organism: Lycium barbarum (goji berry)
Lineage: Eukaryota; Viridiplantae; Streptophyta; Magnoliopsida; Solanales; Solanaceae
Product: histone H2B.1
Exons: 2
Coding region: 73-921 (282 amino acids)
Biological process (GO): nucleosome assembly
Cellular component (GO): nucleosome
Molecular function (GO): structural constituent of chromatin; protein heterodimerization activity; DNA binding
Source: RefSeq, a predicted model, not a curated record
CAUCACUCACACAAUACAUCCUCUUUAUUAAAAAAAAAAAAAAUCUCUAUUUAUCUUUAAGAAUUCUCAACAAUGGCACCAAAGGCAGAGAAGAAGCCAGCUGAGAAAAAACCAGUGGAGGAAAAGAAGGCAGCUGAGAAAGCUCCGGCAGAGAAGAAGCCAAAAGCCGGGAAGAAGCUUCCAAAGGACGCUGGAGCAGCCGACAAGAAGAAGAAGAGGUCAAAGAAGAGCGUUGAGACCUACAAGAUCUACAUCUUCAAAGUGCUUAAGCAAGUUCAUCCUGAUAUUGGUAUUUCCAGCAAGGCUAUGGGGAUCAUGAAUAGUUUCAUUAAUGAUAUUUUUGAGAAGCUUGCUCAGGAAUCUUCUAGAUUGGCAAGGUAUAACAAGAAGCCGACGAUUACUAGUAGGGAAAUUCAGACUGCUGUUAGACUUGUCUUGCCUGGGGAGUUGGCCAAGCAUGCUGUGAGUGAAGGGACUAAGGCUGUUACCAAGUUUACUAGCGAGAAGAAGCCAGCUGAGAAAAAACCAGUGGAGGAAAAGAAGGCAGCUGAGAAAGCUCCGGCAGAGAAGAAGCCCAAAGCCGGGAAGAAGCUUCCAAAGGACGCUGGAGGAGCCGACAAGAUGAAGAAGAGGUCAAAGAAGAGCGUUGAGACCUACAAGAUCUAUAUCUUCAAAGUGCUUAAGCAAGUUCAUCCUGAUAUUGGUAUUUCCAGCAAGGCUAUGGGGAUCAUGAAUAGCUUUAUUAAUGAUAUUUUUGAGAAGCUUGCUCAGGAAUCUUCUAGAUUGGCAAGGUAUAACAAGAAGCCGACGAUUACUAGUAGGGAAAUUCAGACUGCUGUUAGACUUGUCUUGCCUGGGGAGUUGGCCAAGCAUGCUGUUUCUGAAGGGACUAAGGCUGUUACUAAGUUUACUAGCGGUUAGGUCUUGAUUUGGGGGUGUUUUAGGUCAAUGUAAAGGUUGUUGGUUUUUGAUUUUUGAAAUGUAAUUGGCCUUAGAAUGAUUAAUGCAAAUGAAUGGUAUCUUUUUCUGUAUUGAAA